Molecule: messenger RNA, 1867 nt
Organism: Varanus komodoensis (Komodo dragon)
Lineage: Eukaryota; Metazoa; Chordata; Lepidosauria; Squamata; Varanidae
Gene: PARS2
Product: prolyl-tRNA synthetase 2, mitochondrial
Exons: 2
Coding region: 321-1742 (473 amino acids)
Biological process (GO): prolyl-tRNA aminoacylation
Cellular component (GO): mitochondrion; cytoplasm
Molecular function (GO): ATP binding; proline-tRNA ligase activity
Source: RefSeq, a predicted model, not a curated record
CGGACUUCCCGUACUGCUGGCGACAGGCGUGGGAAGGAGGCGGCGGCGGGAAUGAUCGUUGCUGAACUUUGCCAAGGGAGAUCUGGAAGAGUUGAGGAUUCUGCAAGUAUCCCCGGGAUGGAAGUGGUGACCGGCACUGCACUGGUCUCUCUUUUAUGAUACCAGAGUCUCUUGCACAUAGUUGAGGUAGCCGUGCCACGAAGGACGUGCAACUUGAUAUUACUGCAUCUGUACUCAGAAAUACAUUCAAAUGCUGCAGCAAGAACUAAUUUUACUAUUAAGAAAGAUUUGAAACAGAUGCUUCUUUUCUGUGCCUCAAAAUGGAUGGACUUCUUGGAACAGGGAGAAGACUACUUCCUGACUCAUUGAAUUUGGUUGCUCGUUGUAAAACACAAUGGCAAUGCGGCAGGUUUUAUUGCAAUGUUCGUGCCAAAAAAUUGGUAUCCCAGCAUUUUCAGUCAGUGAAUCUGCGGGAGGAUAGUUUGGCAUCACAGGAGAGCAAACCUGGAGAAAUGACAUGUAAAAGUCAAAGGCUAAUGUUACUAGCAGGACUGAUUUGUCCCAGCAGCCCUGGCUGCUACCAUUAUAUGCCCUACACUGUCCGAGCAAUGGAGAAGCUCAUCAAGGUCAUAGAUCAGGAAAUGCUCGCCAUAGGAGGUCAGAAAAUCAACAUGCCCGCACUAUGCUCAGCAAAGCUCUGGAAAGCCAGUGGAAGGUGGAAACUGAUGGGCAAAGAACUCUUGCAACUAACAGACAGGCACAGCCAAGAAUACUGUCUGGGACCUACCCAUGAAGAAGCCAUUACAGACUUAAUAGCUUCUCAAGGCAGCUUGGCCUACAAACAACUUCCUCUCUUGCUGUACCAGAUAACCAGAAAAUUUCGAGAUGAACCAAAACCUUGUUUUGGGUUGCUGCGUGGCCGUGAGUUCUAUAUGAAGGAUAUGUACACCUUUGAUGCCUCCAAGGAGGCUGCCCUGCAGACGUAUGCUCUUGUGUGCAAGGCAUACUGCAGGAUAUUCAAUAGAUUAGGCCUUCAAAUUGUGAAAGUCCAGGCAGCUACAGGUAGCAUUGGGGGGACAAUGUCUCAUGAAUUCCAGCUCCCUUCUGACAUUGGAGAGGACCAGUUAAUGAUGUGUGUGAAUUGUGACUUUUCAGCCAAUGUGGAAACAAUACACCAAGGUGAGACACACUGCCCAGCUUGCAAGGGAGAACUAGUUAAGCGCAAAGGAAUUGAAGUUGGUCAUACCUUCUUCUUAGGCACCAAAUACUCUUCUGUUUUCAAUGCCUCUGUCCACACUCCUCAAAAUACGACUGUUCCAGCUGAAAUGGGCUGCUAUGGACUCGGUGUUUCUCGGAUUCUUGCAGCCUCCAUUGAGGUGCUUUCUACAGAGAAUGCCAUUCAUUGGCCAAACCUUAUUGCACCUUAUCACAUCUGCCUUAUUCCCCCAAAGAAAGGCAGUAAAGAGGAGAAAGGAGCAGUGCUCCUGGAGGAUUUAUAUGAUUCUAUUGUCCAAGCAAUCCCACAUGUUGAAGAGGAAAUGGUGCUGGAUGACCGGACCCAGCUCACCAUUGGUAAAAGGUUAAAAGAUGCUAAGAAACUUGGAUACCCCUAUGUUAUAAUAGGUGGAAAGGGAGUUUUGGAUGAACCUUAUCAGUUUGAAGUCCAAAAUCAAAACACUGGUGAAAUACUCUUUCUUAGCAAGGAGGCCAUUAUUGACUUGCUAAGUAAACUCCCUAAAUAACUGAGUAUUUUGGCUUCUGAAUGCUGAGAUAUAAGUGUAGUAUUAAAUGUAUGGUUAUGGGGACAUAUGGGAUCUUUGUUGGUUUGAUUUAUAUUUUGUGAACUAAAGAUCAGAAGAAAGACAAA